Molecule: messenger RNA, 2112 nt
Organism: Sardina pilchardus (European sardine)
Lineage: Eukaryota; Metazoa; Chordata; Actinopteri; Clupeiformes; Clupeidae
Product: flavin-containing monooxygenase 5-like
Exons: 9
Coding region: 142-1812 (556 amino acids)
Molecular function (GO): NADP binding; flavin adenine dinucleotide binding; N,N-dimethylaniline monooxygenase activity
Source: RefSeq, a predicted model, not a curated record
CCUAAAUUUACUCUCAGUUCAAAGUGCAUGUAAGAACCACUCCGCCCACAAUGCUGUAGCUUAUUACAGUCGCUGAAUCAAACGCAUCUGACUUGCCUCCGAACUUUGAAAAACUCCAGAUCUUACUAGAGAUCAUCCACUAUGACCAAACGAGUUGCAGUGAUCGGAGCUGGAGCCUCUGGCUUGGUAUCCAUAAAGUGCUGCUUGGAUGAGGGACUGGAGCCAAUGUGCUUUGAAAGCAGUGAUGACAUUGGGGGAUUGUGGAGGUUUAAGGAGGACCCGGAGUCCGACAGAGCCAGCAUCUAUCACUCCGUCAUCAUCAACACAUCCAAGGAGAUGAUGACCUACAGCGACUACCCCAUCCCGGCUCACUUCCCAAAUUACAUGCACAACUCUCUCAUCAUGGACUACUUCAACAUGUACACAGACCACUUCCAACUCCGGCAAUACAUCCAGUUACAGACACGGGUGCUGCAGGUCAAGCAGAGGCCAGAUUUCUCCCGCUCAGGACAAUGGGACGUAGAAACAGAGACGAGGGAUGGGAAGAGGGAAAGCCACAUCUUUGAUGCAAUCAUGGUUUGUGUCGGACAUCACUGUCACCCUCGCCUGCCACUGUCUGACUUCCCAGGCAUCGACACGUUUAAGGGGAAGUACUUCCACAGCAGGGACUACAAGGCUCCAGAGGAGUGGCGUGGGAAGAGGGCGGUGGUGGUUGGCAUCGGGAAUUCUGGAGGUGACAUCACCGUGGAGCUCAGCAGAGUGACCAAGCAGUCGUUCCUGAGUACUCGUCGUGGUGCCUGGGUUAUGAAUCGAGUGGCUGACAAUGGCCUUCCUGUGGACCUGGUCUUGAACAGAGUGGCACUUCUGAUGCAGAAGAUACUGCCACAUAACUUCAUCUGUGGUGUUGUCGAGAAUCGCCUCAACUUUCGGUUUAACCAUGCUAUGUAUGGGUUGCAGCCCAAACACAGGGUCUUCCAUCAGCACCCCACUGUCAAUGACGACCUGCCCAACCGCAUCCUCUCUGGCACGGUGCAGGUGAAACCCAACAUAAAGGAGUUCCGGAGCUCCAGCGUGGUCUUCGAGGAUGGCACCGUGGAGCACGACAUCGACCUGGUGGUGUUUGCCACCGGCUACAGCUUCUCGUUCCCCUUCCUUCCCCCCCACGUGCUCUCUGUCUCUGAGAACAAGACCUCUCUGUACAAGCAUGUCUACCCACCGGGGUUAGAGCACCCCACUCUGGCCAUCAUCGGAUUGAUCCAGCCUCUCGGCGCCAUCAUGCCCAUCUCAGAGAUGCAGGCUCGGUGGGCCACAAGGGUCUUUAAUGGGUCGAAUAAGCUUCCUUCGAUGGGUGUCAUGAUGAAGGACAUCAAAUGCAAAGAAGAGGCCAUGGCUAAGAGGUACGUAGCCUCCAGUCGGCACACUAUCCAGGUGGACUACGUCCCUUACAUGGAUGAGCUGGCUGGACAGGUGGGAGUGCAGCCCAGGUUCCUGUCUUUGCUCCUUCGAGACCCUGGCCUGUGGCUUAGAACUGUGUUUGGACCCAUCACACCAUAUCAGUACCGGCUGUUUGGACCUGGCCAAUGGGAGGGGGCCCGCCAGGCCAUCUACACGCAAUGGGAGCGAGUGGCUCAGCCCAUGAAGACGCGAGCCAUUCCUGCCAACGAGACCAAGCGUACCUUCAGCACCCACCUGCUCUUUCUGUCAGCCGCCGCUUUGGCGGGGGCAGUAAUCUAUAGGAGAGAAAACUACCAGGAGUACCUCCAGUAUCCCAUGAUGAUACUGGACAGGCUGAAGACAUAUCUGCCUGCUUAGUCAGAUGUCAGCGUUGGAAGUAUCAUGCGGUGUGACUGAUUGAUUUGUCUGUGAUGUUUUUCUUGCAUUUGUCUAAAUGAUUGUGAUUGUGAGUUUUUUAUAUCUGGAUUAUACUAAUGAAAUGCAUAAAGCUUAUGAAAGAGGGUCUAAAUAAGAUUUCAGAAUAUAUAGUUUUUAUAAUGCGGUAUUAUCAUUGCCUUUUUACUAUUUCAACAGUGAGGGAAGUAUUUUACUAUGCUAAAGUUAGUCUUCGAUGCUGCACCACCUUGUAAUGUUUUAAUUUACUGCAUUCCAGAUUGU